Condylostylus longicornis is the source of this 2229-nucleotide messenger RNA. RefSeq names its product cilia- and flagella-associated protein 52. The record is from RefSeq and is a predicted model, not a curated record. The transcript is spliced from 10 exons. Gene Ontology annotation, molecular function: protein binding. NCBI's taxonomy places the organism in Eukaryota, Metazoa, Arthropoda, Insecta, Diptera, Dolichopodidae. The coding region runs from base 1 to 2229 and encodes 742 amino acids. Gene Ontology annotation, biological process: cilium assembly.
AUGUCAAACGAAGAUGAAAUUAAAAUAUUAUCACCAAGAGCAAUUAUUGGAUUUGAUGGAUCUGUUAAAUUCGGCUUAAAAGCACAUCCAAAUGGAAAAAAUAUUAUUUACCCUCUGGGGAGUAAAAUAAGCAUAUCAGAAUUAGGAAGCUAUAAGCAAGAGUUUUUAGUUGGUCAUUCAAAUGCUAUAUCAACAUUGGAUAUAUCACCAUCAGGGAAAUAUAUAGCGUCUGGAGAAUCUGGUCAGUUGGGUUUUCGCGCUUUUGUUAUUAUAUGGGAUUUUGAAAAACGAAAAGAAAUGGCGCGACACGAUUUACAUAAAGGUAAAGUUCAAGGCAUCAUAUUUACAGCUGAAGAUAAAUACAUUGUAAGUAUCGGUGGCCAAGAUGAUGGAACGGUCGUUGUUUAUGAGUUGAAAACAAUGAAACCAAUAUGUCGUUCACCUGCUUCGCAAAGUGUUGCGGGAUCACCUUCAACUGUUAUUCGAUUGCACAAAAAGAGUACGAUAUUCUUAACAGCUGGUAAUGUUCAUUUUAGAAUGUGGACUAUAAAGCCUGAUGAAAGGAAGUUAUCGGUAACAAACGUAUCUGUUGGAAAAAUCAGACGAAAUUACGUCGCAAUGAAAGUUGAUAAAAAUGACGAAAACUUAUAUGUAUCGACAAUGACCGGUGAUAUAAUAAAAGUUAAAAUAAAUUGCUCUGAUUCUACCAAUGCAUCAAGUAAAAGUGAGGUACCAGUUUUAAUUGGAGCGUAUGCUGUUCACAAUCAAAACAAACCUAAAUAUAAGGACUGUGAAAAAUACUUCAAUGGGGUACGAGAUAUUUUCAUCGUCAAAAGUGAUAAUCCGACAACACUAUUGAUUGGCGCUGGAGAUGGUACUGUUGAAUUAGUAGAAGAGAGAAAAAAUGUGUGCUUUAAAGAUUAUAAAGAACCAACGUGGCCAAAUUUAAAAAGUCUUUAUAAAAAUACAGUCAGUUCUCCAAUCUCAUCCAUAACGCCGAUAGGACACGAAAAAUUUUUAAUUGGGACAGAAGAAAGUGAAGUGUAUAUGUUAAAUUUAAAAACUUUUGAAUUUAAAUUGCUAUUAACUUCCCAUAAAUCCCAAAUUUAUGAUAUUCAGUUUCCAAAAGGAUUUUCACAAGUUUUCGCUACGUCUGGUUACGAAUCAAUACGAAUAUGGUCAACGGCCAGAUUACAAGAAUUAUUGCGAAUUAUUGUUUUUAAUUUUACAUGUGCUGCAAUUAAAUUUACUACUGAUGGACACAGCAUCUUAUCUGCUUGGAAUGAUGGAGUAUUGCGUGCGUUUACUCCUAUUACAGGAAAAUUGAUUUGGGCUAUACCUAACGCACAUAACAAAGGGUGCACUGCAAUAACUAUUUCACAAAAUGGUCGAAUAAUGAUAAGUGGUGGCGUAGAAGGACAGGUUAGGGUUUGGAAAAUUGAACCAUUUAGACAAAGUCUAAUAGGUGUUUUAAAAGAACAUUCAGCUCCAAUAUCCACAGUAGAUUUUAAUAAAUUUGAUACAGAAGUUGUCUCAGCUUCCCAAGAUGGUUCAUGCGUAAUAUGGGAUAUUAAUCGAAUGACCAGAAAGCAUGUAUUUUAUGCUAAUACUCAAUUUUUGAGUGCAUUAUAUUUUCCAACUGCCGUUCAAAUUUUGACUAGUGGUACGGAUCAUAGAAUAUGUUAUUGGGAGGUUUAUGAUGCCAGUCUGGCUAGAGAAGUAGAAGGAUCCUCAACUUCUAUUAACUGUCUAUCUUUAAAUACCAGUGGCGAAUAUUUUGUUGCAGGCUCUACAGAUUCUAUUGUCAAGCUGUGGGAUUAUCAAAAGGGAAUUCCAUUGUGUCAAGGAAAUGGUCACGCAACAGCAGUAAUUGCUAUAAGUUACAGCCCUUGUGGAAAAUUUUUUAUUUCAGGCGAUAUGUCUGGGACUAUAGUUGUCUGGAACAUUCCGAAAGAUUUCUGGCCAAAAUAUAUUGAUCCUCUUAAUGUAUCAUCUGCUGACGAAACACUUUCUCGCAGAAGUAGCAGCAAAGCAUCUAUAGAUAUAAAAAGACCACUAGGAAGUGGAAAAAAAGAGCGUAUAGAAGAGUUAGAAUCUUCAAGGUCCAAAAAAGAUAUUCGUCGUGCUGAAUGUCCUCCUGUAGACAAAAAAGCGCAGCCAGAUGUAAAUGAAAAUUGUAAUUGUAUUGCGAGAGAUGCUCCAAUGCCACUAUGCAAGGUUGCACGUUGA